Plodia interpunctella (Indianmeal moth) is the source of this 2082-nucleotide messenger RNA. Its product is annotated as lipase 3-like. The coding region runs from base 34 to 2070 and encodes 678 amino acids. NCBI's taxonomy places the organism in Eukaryota, Metazoa, Arthropoda, Insecta, Lepidoptera, Pyralidae. The transcript is spliced from 8 exons. Gene Ontology annotation, biological process: lipid metabolic process. The record is from RefSeq and is a predicted model, not a curated record.
GUUUAAAAUAAUAUAUUUUUCAAUCGUUUUAAAAUGGCGUUUCAUAAGAGCCUCUUUCUUUUGUGCGUGGGCGUAUCGGUGGUGGUUGCCGGGAGGUCUCCUCAAGCAGACAAGAUCGAGGCUUUGUAUAAGACCCUUGGUGGCGUUGGGAGAAUAUCUGAUAAUGUUCUUGAGGACGCUAGCUUAGAUGUUCCCGAACUGGUUAGGAAAUACAACUAUCCUUUAGAAGAGCAUACCGUGUCGACUGGGGAUGGCUACAUCCUGCGCAUGCACCGCAUCCCGCACGGCCGAGACAGUCACAGCACCCCAGGAGGCCGGUCAGUCGUGUUCCUCAUGCAUGGAUUGCUGUCUUCUUCCGCUGACUACGUCCUCAUGGGUCCAGGUUGCGGACUGGCAUACAUCCUGGCUGAAGAGGGUUUUGACGUGUGGAUGGGUAACGCACGUGGGAACUACUACUCUCGCCGUCACACCAACUUGAACCCCGACAGCCUUUUGAGUACGGCCUUCUGGAGUUUCUCGUGGGAUGAAAUCGGGAAUAUAGAUCUGCCUGCAAUGAUAGACUACACCCUCAGAGUGUCCGGUCGAGACCGACUCCACUACGUGGGUCAUUCCCAGGGAACCACAUCGUUCUUCGUGAUGGGCUCGCUUCGCCCGGAUUAUAAUGCAAAGAUCAUUUCUAUGCACGCUCUAGCCCCAGUCGCGUAUAUGGCAAACAACCAAAACCUUUUAUUGAGAUUUAUAUCUCAAUACGCCAAUAAUAUUGAAUUCGCAUUAUCUCUGAUUGGCGUUGGAGAGUUCCUGCCUAACAACAAUGUGAUGACCUGGGCUGGCCAGGCUUUGUGCAUGGACGAGGCGCUGUUCCAACCUGUCUGCAGUAAUAUACUCUUCCUGGUCGCCGGGUGGAGCCAAGAUCAACACAAUGCUCCUGAACUAGUAAGAAAAUACAAUUAUCCGUUGGAAGAGCACACGGUGACGACUCCGGACGGCUACAUCUUGGGCAUGCACCGCAUCCCGCACGGCCGCGACAAGAACAACGUGCCCAGGGACAGGCCCAUCGUUUUCCUCAUGCACGGACUCGUGUCGUCCUCAGCUGAUUUCAUUCUUCUAGGUCCCGGAUGUUCUCUUGCAUACAUAUUGGCCGAAGAAGGAUUCGACGUGUGGCUAGGCAACGCUCGCGGUAACUACUACUCACGUAGACACACGCGCCUGAACCCUGACAGUUGGUUCAGCACAGCAUUUUGGCAAUUCUCUUGGGACGAGAUAGGAAACAUUGACUUGCCUGCGAUGAUCGACUAUGCUCUGGCCGUGACUGGCCGUCAAAGACUCCACUAUAUUGGACAUUCUCAAGGAACUACCACUUUCUUCGUUUUGGGUUCUCUCCGACCAGAAUACAAUGCAAAGAUUAUUUCCAUGCACGCUCUUGCACCUUCGGCAUACAUGGAACACAGUCCAAAUCUCUUAUUAAGGUUCAUAUCUCAAUUUGCGAAUAAUAUGGAAUUUGCUCUGUCACUUCUUGGGGUUGGCGAAUUCUUCCCUAACAACAAUGUGAUGACUUGGGCAGGUCAAGCUCUUUGCAUGGACGAAGUGGUGACUCAAAUCCUAUGUAGUAAUAUAAUUUUCCUGAUGGGCGGCUGGAACGAAAGUCAACAUAAUGCAACGAUGAUCCCAGUGAUAAUGGGACAUUCUCCAGCGGGUGCGUCCGCGAGACAGUUUGUGCAUUACGCCCAAAGUAUCGCUGGCAGGCAGUUCCAGCGGUACGACCACGGUACCCUGCUGGCUAAUCGCAGAGCCUACGGAACCUGGAGUCCUCCUCGAUAUAACCUCUCCAAGAUUACGACUCCCGUGUUCUUGCACUACUCCGACACCGAUCCCAUGGCUCAUGUUCGCGACGUGGACAGGUUGUUCCGGGAGCUUGGCAGACCUAUUGGUAAAUUCAGGGUUUCGGAGCCAAAAUUCAGCCAUUUUGACUUCAUAUGGGCCAUCGACGGCAAGGAACUCCUGUACGAUCGCAUUAUUAAUCUUCUCUGGUCCAUGGACGCCAAUGGUCUUUACGGCGACAUUAAAGUAUAGUAAUACAAUUAA